Molecule: messenger RNA, 705 nt
Organism: Fraxinus pennsylvanica
Lineage: Eukaryota; Viridiplantae; Streptophyta; Magnoliopsida; Lamiales; Oleaceae
Source: the annotation of a GenBank genome assembly
AUGCGGCUAAGGUACCCAAGGGUUAUCCAUAUCAGUGCUACUUCUGGAGAAAUGGCCAUAUGUAAGGCGAACAGCCUUAUCCUGAGAAAGGUAGAUGAUCCAGUCCUUCCAGUGUUCAAUGGACAUGAGGUGGAAGUAUGGUCUCGUAUUGUUCGGAAGCCGAAAUGGGGGCUUUCAUUUUCAGAUGUUAAAAGCAAAGUCCAUGGUAACUGCUCCGUUACACAAAGAUCGGCCAUGGUCAUAAAUGCCCCAAAUUGCCACAUUGUAGAUCUAUCCUUGGAUGGAGCUCUUAUUAUCGAUGCUGCUGAUGGUACAGGGAAACUCAAUGAAUGCAAUGUUCACAAGCUCCACUGCUGCUGCUGCCGACAAUCGCCACAUUGGGACACCGAUGACCACCACCACCCCAUCAUGCAUCAAGAUCACAUCAAUUUCACUCCUAUAACUUUCCCUUUUCUUUCUCUUCAAUUACUUCUCUAUUUAUGUUCUACUACCCCUACCCCCACCACCUCACUCCGAGAGCGCUACCUUUCUUUACUCCCAGCCACCACCGGCACAAUCCAAUUUCCACCAUCACCUUCGUUGCCAACUUGGAAGCCGAGGGUGGUGGUGGAGAGGACUGGAAUAGUUGAACUGACUAGUUUCAUGAUAGAGGAUGUCAUAGUUGGAGAUUUCAACGAAAGUCUAAUACAGAGUCGUGGUGAAUGA